AUGUAAUCUAAAGUAUAAAUAAAUAAAUUAGUAAAAUUCUUCGUUUUAAUUUUAUUUAUAUUUAGUAAUUGUAUUAUUUCAAUACAUAAUAAACAUCAAUAAUAUAUAAUUCAAUAAUUCAAUAUAUAAUAAAUCAAUAUUAUAAUAAACAUUUAAUAAUGAUUAUUUAAAUAAUUGUUUCUCAUCAAUGAAAUAAUUUAAUUUAUUUAAAGUGGCAUUAUGAAUAGUAUGGAUAAAGGUAUAAUUACCUAUAUUUAUUUAGAAAAUUUUGUAACUUAUAAUAAAGUUUGUAUAAAACCUGGGAGAAAUUUGAAUGUUAUUAUUGGUCCUAAUGGUACUGGUAAAUCAACAAUUGUUUGUGCCAUUGUGCUUGGAUUAGGAGGUAAACCUAGUACCAUUGGUCGUGCCAUUCAUGUCGCUGAUUAUGUAAAAAGAGGAUGUGAAGAAGCAAAAAUUGAAAUUCACCUCAAAAAUGGCAAAAAGAAUGAUGUUAUUAUUCAAAGAAUAUUUAAUAUAAGUGGGAAAUCUUUAUGGUUUCUUGAUGAAAGACCAUCAAAUAUCAAAGAAAUACAAGAAUUAACAAAAACUUUUAACAUUCAAGUGGAUAAUCUUUGUCAAUUUCUUCCACAAGAUAAAGUACAAGACUUUUCAAAAAUGAAUGCACAAGAAUUAUUAGAAAAUACAGAAAGAUCAGUUGGUGAUCCUAUAAUAUUAGAACACCACAAAAACUUGGUACAAUAUAGAAUAGAUCAUAAAGAUUUAGAAAAACAGAUUGAAAGUAAGAAGAAAAUAUUAGAAGAAAAAUCUCAAAUAUAUGAAGGUUUAAAAGAAAGUGUUAGCAGUAUAAAAGAAAAGAAAUUAAUAAAGAAGAAAAUUAUUAGCUUAAAACAGAAAAAAGCAUGGAUAUUAUAUGAUCAAAAGCGUAGAGAAUUGCUCAAGUUGAGAAAAAAAAAGGAAACUGCAGUAACUGUAGUAACAUCAUUAGAAGAAAACAUAAAACCUAUUGAUGAUGCAAUAGAAAAAAUAAAAUCAGAAAUUGGACAACUACAAAAUUCUGUUUCAGAUCAUAGUAAUAAAAUCAAGAUCAAAAAUUUAAAAUUAAAAAAAAUGAUGGAUGAUAUUCUAGAUUGUGAAAAUAAUAUUAAAGAUUAUGAAAAUACAUGUAAGCAUAGAAUUCAAAUGGAAGAAGCUCGAGAUCAUGAUAUUGAUAUUGCACAACAACAGAAAAACAAACUUGAUAAUGAUUUAUUGCUAAUGUUAAAAGAUAUUGGAUCUGAAGAAAAUUUAAUAAAAAAACGACAAGAAAUAUUAUCCAAUAUAGAAAACAAAAGAAACAUAAUUAAUAUGUUAACAAAUAAAGAUUCAGGAUUAAAACAAGAAGAAGAACGCUUAAGUCUUGAAAUUAGAACUCAAGAAACAGAAUUACAACUUCUUAACAUUGAAACAAAACGAUUAGAAUUACUAAAGGAGAGAAGUAUUGAUACAUAUAAAGCAGUACAAUGGUUGAGAGAAAAUCAAAAUAAAUUUUCUAAUACAGUACACGAACCAAUAUUGCUUAAUAUAAAUGUAAAAGAUGCUUCAUAUGCAAAAUAUUUGGAAAAUGUUAUUCCAUUUAGGGAUUUGAUAGCAUUUGUUUGUGAAAAUAAACGAGAUAUGAAUAUGUUAUUGCAUUAUUUAAGAGACGAGCAAAAAUUACAAGUAAAUGUUGUACAUUCUGAUCCUAUGAAAAAUGUUUCUAUGAAUCCGGCAAUUCCAUUACAUCAUAUUAAACAAUUUGGUUUUACCCAUUAUCUAGUAUCAUUAAUUGAAGCUCCGAGUAUCAUAAUGAAAUAUUUAGUAACUAUGUAUAAUUUAAACAACAUACCUGUAGGAACAAAUCAAGUUGAUGAUAACAUUGAUCAUAUACCUAAUAGUAUACGUUACUAUUUUAGUGUAAACAAUGUGUAUAUGGUAAAUAGAUCUAAAUAUACAGGAGAAAAAUCUAUUGGAAUGCAACCAGUAUCAAGUACAAGAAUGUUAUCUAUUGUAUUAGAUAAAUCAAGACUAUUAAACGUUGAAGAAAAAUUGAGAAUAUUAAAAGAAAGAAAAAGCAAUGUAUUUAAUAAAAUUAAACAAAUUGAUGAGCAAGUACAUGAACAAAAUAAGGAAUUAGAUGAAUACAGAAUUAGCAGAAAUAAAUAUCAGCAAGAUCUCCAACAAAUACAAACUUUAAAAUCUAGAAUAUCUAUGAUACAAAAAAAAAUUGUAGAUCUGCAAAAUGAGCGAACUAGUAUUGAGAAAAUACAAGAAUCUUCUGCUAAUGAAAUAAAGAUAACUAUGGAUAAACAAUUAAAAAUUUAUAAGGCAUACAAUACUGAAUUAGAAGAUUGCUUUAAAUGCAUUACAGUCAGUGAAGAAAUUGAAUUAGCAUUAAAAUUACAUAAUAAAUCCUUAAGAGUAAAAAUAAAUGAUUCUCAAGAUUUGAGAGAAAAACUUAAAAUAGCAGAAGAUAAAGUAAAACAAUUUAUUUCUGAACUGCAUCCACUGAGAAAAGAAGUUGAGAAAAUAUAUAAUGAAGCACUAGAAACUACCGAUGGUAUUAGCCCUCAAGAUGAUGCAUUUGCGGCUAUAAAUAAAGUAUUUAAUAAAUUACCGCCAACUAUAGAAGAGAUUAAUAAUGAAUUGAACAUUGCGCAAGCAAAAGUAUUCUGUAUGGGAAAUAAUAUAGAUGGUGAAAAUGUAUUACAUGAAUAUGAACAAAUAGAGCAAGAUAUACAUCAAUUAAAAGAUAUCAUUCAAAGAAAAACGCAUGAAUUAGAAACAAUUACACAAAGCAUAGAAACAUUACGAAAAGAAUGGUUAACACCUUUGUCACAAACCAUUGAAAAAAUAAAUUCUAAUUUUAGUAUGUAUUUCUCAGCAAUGGGUUGUGCUGGUGAAGUUAUUUUAGCACAACCAGAUAACAAUAUGGAGUUUGACCAAUAUGGUUUAAAAAUUAAAGUAAAAUUCAGAGAUACUGAUCAAUUACAAGAAUUAACGCGACAUCAUCAAAGUGGUGGAGAAAGAGCUGUGACUACUGCUAUUUAUAUGAUUUCACUUCAAGAAUUAUCAAGAGUGCCUUUCCGUUGUGUGGAUGAAAUUAAUCAGGGUAUGGAUGUAGUAAAUGAAAGAAGAGUAUUUAAUUUGCUCGUAAAAAUGACUGGAAGACCAAAUAGUUCUCAAUAUUUUUUACUUACACCAAAGUUAUUACCUGAUUUACAAUAUUCAGAAACAGUUACGGUACAUUGUGUAUUCAAUGGACCAUUUAUGAUUAAUCAUACUGAAUUUGAUACAAAACAAUAUUGUAAUUUCAUUACUAAGACAAUGGAAAAAGAAAUUGAGAAUAAUGAUUAACUAUUAUAUUAUUAUAUUAUUAUAUUAUUAUAUUUUAAGAUAUUUUGUUAUAUUGAUAUUGUAUUAUACAAUAUCAGAAUACUUAUGAUAAGAAAUAUAGUUUAUAUUAUUGUUAUUUUUAUAAAUUUUUCUACAAUAUUUGAAAUGCAAAUAAUCUUAAAUGAAAAAAUAUUUUUUUUUUCAAUACCUUAUUGCAGAUUCACAGUAUUCAUUUCUUCCCCUUCUUUUUUUUCUUCUUUUGAGCUUCAGGCCAAGGGAAACCUCUGCACUUUAUUACAUCCAUAAUAUUAUGACAAGUAUAAUAAGCAUUUUCCAUGACUUCUUCAUUGAAAAUAUCCAUAGUAAAUUUUGUUCUUCCUCCACUCCUUCUUGAUUUUUUUGCUUCUUUAUUUUUUCCAUUGUUGUUAUUUUUACCGUUUUUAUUAUUUUUCAUUUUUUUUAAAUUUUUGCUAUAAUUUUUGGCCAUUUUCUUUUUAUUCUUUCCUCGCAUUUUUUAUAUGUUCUCAAAAUAAAAAAUUCAAUAAUAAAAAAAAAUAUUAAACUUUUAUAUCAUCACAUCUAUAUGAAAAUCGUUACUAAGUACAUGGUUAUUUCAAUAGUGGUUUCUAAGGAACUUAUAUUGAUUAUAUUAAUGAUUUUAAUUUUCUUACAAUUGUAUAUUUUAAAAUAUAGAAAAAAGAAUAUGUUUAAUAAUCAUAUAAUAUCAUAUAAUUUAAUUCAUAAAUCUAAUUAAUGUUUGAAUUUUUUUUUCUCAAUUAUGAAGGAGCACUCAUUUCAAAGUAUCACAUAUUCGUUUAUUAAUUUACUUAUUUUUCAGAGAGAACAUUAUAUAUCAUACACAAACAAUAUUUUUAUCUAUAUAAUACUCUUGAACAAUUUAAUUAUUUUUUAUUAUAAUGCACGAAAACAAAAAGAAUAUAUGAAUAACAAAUAUGAUGCGAUUUUUAAAACUACGAUGCGAUUUUUAAAACUACGAUACGAUAAUCAUAUUUUUAAAUAUCGAACCAUGAAAUAGAUAUCGUUUCCACAUCGAUUAAUUAUCGAAAUAUCGAUAAUUAUUAGUAGAUCGAAGUGAACGAUCUUGAUUUUAUCUCAGUAGUGUUUUAUAUUUUUAUAGAAAUUCCAAAUAAAAUAAUAGGUCAGUAACAUGAUAUUUCUUGAUUUCUUUUAUAAUAUAAAAUAAAAUAUUCAUAAUAUAAAGUAAAAUAUUCAUAAUCUUGAAAAAGAUAUUUGAUUUUUAAACGAGGAUAAAAUUUCGAUUAUUUUGCUAUAAGAAAGAAAUAUAUGAAUAUUUUUAUAUACAUAUGAAAUUUUUACAUACAUAAUAUAAAUUGCGUUUAUCAUAAUAAUGUAAAAAAUAAAAAAAAAUUAAAAUUUAAUUAUUAUAUUUGUGAAAACAUACGUUCAAUAUUAUUAUUUCAUUUUAUGCUAUAUUAUAAUAUUUUAAAGUAGAAAUUAUAGAAUAAGAUAAAUUCAUAAUAUUUAAUCAUUAUAAGGUUUAUUUUGUUAAUUAAUAUGUCUAAUUUAAACAUAUAUCGUAUAAAUUUUAUUAAUGAAUAAAACAAAAAUAAUCAAUUUAUAGAAAAAUUAUAAUGAUUAAUAUAAAUUUCCUUAUCAUUAAAUGUAUCAUGUUAAAUGUUAUUAAAUAUAUUAGUCUUAAUUUUGAAGUAUUUUUAUAAAAUACUAAUAUGAUGUUCCAUUCAAUAAAUUGAUAUCGAAAUCUAUUCAAGCAUUAAUUUCAGAAAAGAGAACUAAAAUUAAUUUUGGAAUUGCAUUUUUAAUAUAGCUAAAGAAAUUACUAUGCAUUUACGGUUAACUCGGCCAUACUGUAGAACUAAUAGAAGAAAUGGAGGAAAGAAAAGUAGUCCGAUAAUGUUAGCGGAAUAGCAAAAUACGAUUCACGAACUAAAAUUUAUGACAUUAGAUAUACCGCUUUCUGACUAUUUAUACUUAAGACAGCAUCUGAAAAUUUCAACUCUGUUGCUCUGUCUGAUUUGAUUUAACAUAGUCUAUAUGCGAAUUGAAGUUUCAAUUGACACGGACAGAUGGAGGUUUCGCAAACUUAACUAUUGAUAGGCACGCGCAAAUCAACCGUCAAGAAGUGCCGGUAAAACAAACGCGAAAUAGUCGGAUACAAUCCUUGAUACGAGUAUCACGUUGUUGAGCAUCGUCAACGCAACAGCAGCCGUUCCUUCAUAACCCUCCAGCAUAUAUUGCUGAGUGUGGAACAAUCAGUUCAAGCGUUCCUUUUCAUACGUCGAUACCUGUACGAUAACAGGAAAUAUAAUUUUUGUGGCGUAACAAAGCAAAAGAAUAACAUGUCCACGGCAUUGUUAGCCGUGUUUGCCGUAAUCCUAUGUAUCCUGUUUAGGAUAUUAAACGUAAACAGUGCACCGCAAAAACCAUUGGUCAUCUGUCAAGAUCAAUCAUUUCUUACGACGAUCCUUAAAAUUGCACCUGUUAUCACAGAACCGUAAGUUUUCUAACGAUUUUUCAUUUGAUAAAUUAUAUCAUGUAUUUUACAUGUAAAAUUCUAAAUCUUUCGCUCUAUGGUGUCCAUAGAGAGAAAGUGAGGUUAGAUCAGUUCUAAAUAUGCCGGACAUUUUUCUUAAUGUCCUUAAGAAUACAUGUGGAAAAUUUUCUAAGAUGAUCAUUUAUUUUUAAUUUAUAUCUGAUAAAUUGAUAAUGAAAUAUCUUGAAGAUGAUUUAACGAUCGAUAAGAUCGAAAAUUCGCGAAAAUUACCAGACACAAUUGAAGAUAGAAUUUUAUUUUGGUUAUUUAGCACGGGUAUGAUCUAGUUUUCACUAAUAGACACUGAGUUUAUCAAUCUUUUUAAUUACGUCACAAAAUAAACGUUAUAAAAAAUGUAAUAUUAUCUCGUUACGUAGUAACUGUCAAUAAAAUUUAUUAUUACUAUUUAUAUAUUACAUGUAUAUACUUAUAUAAUGUACCUAAAUAAUAAAUAUAAUUGCUCUAGUGCAUAUUGAUAAUAGUUUAAUAUUCAUUAAAAAAUUAAAUAAUUAAUGAAAAUAGUAUAUUAAAUUAUAAAUAAUAAUAUAUACUUUUAAAAAUAAAUAUUAUAAUAAUAUUAUUUUUAAAUUUCUAAACAAUUACCAAAAAAUAUUUAAAUAAUUAUAUGCAUAUAUAAAGAAAAAAAAUUUUAUGUUAAUUAUUCUUUGAAAGUCUACUUUAAUUAAUUAGUUUUUCAAAAUGAAAUGAAUAACAUUAAUUUUUAACAUUAUUAACAUUAUUCAUUAAAUGAUAUAUAUAAUUUUGUAUUUAUAUGAUUUUAUUUUCAAUAAAUAUAAUGAAUGCACUUUUAAAUGCAUUGAAAAAAAAUGUAUUAAAUUAUUGAAAGAAAGAAUGAAACUGACAAAAUGGAAACAAUAUAGUCUGUAUAACAAUAUAGAAAAUAUAACCGUUAGCAUUGUUCUUCCAUUUUGAAUAUUGCAUAAUGAUUUGUUCUGAUCUUGGCUAUGACCUCACUAAACAACUUUAGAAACUUCAAUAUGCAUUCAUCACAUUUAUCAAAAGAUUAUGACUAUAUUAUAAACUUAUCACAAGAUGACUCAUGUUCAUUUUUUAUAUUAAUAUAAAUAUGUUGAUAUGAAAUAAAGAACUGAUUAUUUAUAUUUGUAAUGUUUAAAUAUGAAUUCAUUAAAUAUAAUUCAAAAAAUAAAAUUUUUUUUUUAGAUAAAUAAAUUGACAAAACAGACAAGAAUAAAUGAAAUAAAAUUUGAUGAAUUAUUGUUGUAAAUUUUUUAUAAAUACAAUUAAAUUAUAUAUUUUUUUCGUAUUUUAUUUUAAUUUGUUUCUAUAAAAGAAUGCAUAAAAAUGUUUAUUGAAAAAACACUUCGUAAAUUUUUCUUUAAAAAAAUUAUUUAUAAUAGAAACAUGAAAUAAGUAAGGAUAAAUAAUUUAAAAAAUUUCUUUCAAAGGACUAGAAAAUAAAAAUUAUAUUUAUAUAUUUUUUUUUAUUGAAAUUAUAAUUCUAUAUUAAAAGGUAUAUAUUUUCAUCAUCCCAUGAAAAAUUUAAAUAAAUGAUGAACAUGCAACAUAAAAUGUCAUGAAAUUAAUCGUGAAUUCAUUAAUUCUUAGAAAGUUUUAAUUUUAAAAAACAAUAUUUUGUAUAUCAAUAUUUAUUUAUAAAUAUUUACUAGAUUUAACAAUUUAAUUUAUGACAUUUAAAUACAUAAUUAAUAAUUAAUUAAAAUAAUACACAAAUGAAAAUAAAUAGUUCAUAUGAUUAAUUUGAUAAUUCUAAUUUCUAAUUCUCUAAUUCUCUAGUGAAAUUUUCAUGUAUUAUGAAAUUUUAAAAUCUUCAUUUUAAUAGUUUAUUUUCUUGAUUGAAUGUAAAUACUUUUCGUACUUUAAAUGCCAGACAAAUCAAUAUUAACUCAUAAUUAACAAUUAUUCAACUAAAUAUUUCCAUAGGAAGAUUUUCUGUUCGCGUUGAUCGCGUUUCCUAGCAAUUUUUUACUUUCGCUUUUACUUUUGUAACAUAAAAUCCUUGGCAUAAUACCAUAGAAUUAUCUUCAAAGACAAUAUUCACAUCACAAUAAUCGAAAGUUAUACCAAUGAUAGAACUUUAAUUAAACGAAUUAUUUUCCGGUUGAAAGGAAAUGGUUAAUUUUACUGCAAAUUGAAUCGUACAUACUGAUUCACAAUUUAUUUCUCCUUAUCGAUCGUUAUUAUGUUAAAGUUUUCUUUUAUAAAAGAAGAGUUUUAAAGUUUCUUAAAGUAAUCUAUUGAACAUGAAAAAAUUAGCUGUUGACCUUAGAUCGAUUACAUUACUGACCAUGACUUCGAGUAAGUAUAAAAACGCACGAGAAACAUAUAUCAUUUCUUUAUAAUUCCUAUAUAUAGAAAAAGUAAUAAAAAACAUGUACUUUCUUUCUAUUAAGUACUGUAUAUUUAAUUAAAAAUUAACAAUCUAAUAUUAUUAAUUAUAUUUAUGUUAUUAAGAUUUUUCUUAUCAUCAAAGUUUUGAUAUUACAUGCAAAAAAAUUUCUAGGAAAGAAAUUAUUUUGAGAGCAAAUUCAUUAAAUCGUAUGUAAUUCUUUUUAUUUAAUCGUGAGAAAUAUUUCUGCAUUAAACGAAUGUGAAUUGACACUUCACGAUCGAAGCAAAAAGAAUUGUAUCUUCUUUGUCGAUCAAUCGUUACGCAGCAAAUUUCACUUGCUGCGUAAUAUUAUAAACUUUUUUUUAACAUGCCAUAUAAAAUUUUAUUAAUUUAAUCAUUCAGAUCAAUCACUCAUCAGAGAAUAAUUUUUUAUUUUAUUUUCAAUUAUCAACGUUUCAAGAUUAUCUCGCUUGUAAGAAUUAUUUUUAUUUUUAUCUCGCGUGAUAUUAAAUGAUAUAUUUAUUAAUUGAAUGCUAUACUUAAUUUCAUGAUAUAUAUAGUCAUAUAAUCAUAUAGAGAUAGAAAAAAAUACGAUAUGAUAAAAUUUUAUAAUAGAUCGAAUAGAUAGAUCGAAAAAUUCUCUCAUAUAAAUUUUAAUCACUAAGAGAUUCUAGAUAUGCAUAAUCCAAUAGGAAUGUAUAACUCAUUGAAUACUUUUUUGUGAUCAGAUCAUGCGAUGAAUAAAAAGAUGUCGUUCUUCGAAGACUUUAUAGCAUAUUGACAUAGCUAGAAAUUAUAAUAAAAUUUUACUUCUGGCCUACUUUGGCCGAAAAAGAAACUGGUAAUCUUUCAGUUGCUGACCUCGUUUGUAUAAUUUUAUAUAGUUUAUUUAAUAACUAAUAAAAUGUUAAAUGUUGAAAACUAUAAAAGAUAUGUAAACAUUUUUGGAUUAAGCUAUAUAAAGAAAUAUUUCCAUAGAAA
Molecule: messenger RNA, 9197 nt
Organism: Apis cerana (Asiatic honeybee)
Lineage: Eukaryota; Metazoa; Arthropoda; Insecta; Hymenoptera; Apidae
Gene: SMC5
Product: structural maintenance of chromosomes 5
Biological process (GO): double-strand break repair via homologous recombination
Cellular component (GO): Smc5-Smc6 complex; nucleus
Molecular function (GO): single-stranded DNA binding
Source: RefSeq, a predicted model, not a curated record